UUUGUUCUCAUAUGCCUGACAUGAACCAUGGGAUUGUUCAGAACCGCUGUUUUCACUCUCGGUCCUGUCCUCGUGUCACACGGCAAAAGAAUGCCGGCAAUGCAAGAAGUCGGCGUGCCUAUGCAGCAAGCUGCAACCUCUUGAGGUCGUACCCAGGGGCUAGACGAGUCUGAGGUGAUGAGGUUCCAGAAAGCUUGCCUGCUCGUCAAACAUCCAAGACGCAUGGGAACAAUACGACUUCCCGAACCUCCUACACCAUCAGAAAUUCAAAAAGACCCGUUAUGCCACCCAAAUCUGACUCGGCGAUCCAUACCUCUCUCAUCCUCGAGAUCUUAGGUGUCUAUCAGCAGUUAUUGGCCAUCACACUCGUUCACCAAAAUCGAUUUUCAAAUUGCUGUUCAACUCCAAUAGCAAUAAUGUCUCGCUACCUCCUCCCGAUCCUGGCAGCUACAGCCGUCCUCGCCAAGACAGAUCUCGCAGGCUGCGCCUCUCUCACAUACACCUACCCAGGCCCCUCUGGCGUCUCCAUCAAGACAGUCAUCCACUACGUCCCCGAAACCCAUGAAAUCUGUACCCCGCUCGACUGUGGAGGUACCGACCCGGCGUCCGGCAAGAAAAUCCCCGGAUGCCCGGGCUACUCCGGCACCGAGACCAUCACCAUGAGCUUCCUCUCCAGUUGCGCAACCGUCAAACCACCCACCGUCACCAUCACCCAAACCCUAGCAACCCCCGGGUCGAAUAGCGGAGUCGGCAGCACAACGGUGACGGUUACGCCCCCUACCACGACGAGCACCAUCAUUAAAACCGUUACUACGUCGGUGACGUCGCCUUUGUCUUCGCUGACGCCGUCGGGAGUCACAACUAGGACGGGCGGCACGGGUAGCACCUUGAUCACGUCGACGGAGGGUGAGGACGUGCCGACUGGGACUGGAAGCGGAGCGGAGCCUUCGUCAAGUACGGUUCCGGCGGGGGCGGGGUCGACGGCUCGGGCGGGGAUGGCGGCAGUUCUCGGCGUCGCUGCGGCUGUCGUCGUGUUCGCUUGAGGGAGUUAUUGAUCGCCUCGCAUACACUCAAUCGCCUAGAGGGAAAUCCGAGCUUGGCUUAUUGGUUUGGCGGUCCUGAGGAUUUCGACAAUGAUGGGAUGGAAAUGCAGUUUCCCUAUGCUCAACGGAAACAGUUGAGGCUUCCUCAGCUGUCAUGACAUGUUGAUUCACGUUUAGACCACCAGGUAUUUAGACGAUUCUUGUCAGCUGCCCUUGGUCAGUCUAGCCACA
Molecule: messenger RNA, 1274 nt
Organism: Colletotrichum acutatum
Lineage: Eukaryota; Fungi; Ascomycota; Sordariomycetes; Glomerellales; Glomerellaceae
Exons: 1
Coding region: 282-1043 (253 amino acids)
Source: RefSeq, a predicted model, not a curated record